Molecule: messenger RNA, 1679 nt
Organism: Medicago truncatula (barrel medic)
Lineage: Eukaryota; Viridiplantae; Streptophyta; Magnoliopsida; Fabales; Fabaceae
Product: zinc finger CCCH domain-containing protein 44
Exons: 8
Coding region: 70-1572 (500 amino acids)
Molecular function (GO): DNA binding
Source: RefSeq, a predicted model, not a curated record
UAAUUUGAAGACAAAACGGUAGAAUCUAGAGUGAGCGUGACACUCUAUCUUGCUGCUGCACAUUUUACAAUGGCUCAAAACAGAGAAAAAAUCAAGAGAAAACAACCUGAACCGGUUGAUGAUGAUGAUGAUGAUGAUCAAGAAGAAAAUUGGUGCUUUGAAUGCAAAGAUGGUGGACAACUUGUUAUCUGUGAUCAUGAGAACUGUGGAAAAGCUUAUCAUUCUGAUUGUGUUGGAAAGGAUGAUUCCUUUUUUGAUACUGUAGAAUCUUGGGUUUGUGGUAGGCAUUGUUGCUACAACUGCAGUAAACGCUCCAAGUUUUGUUGCCUUGGUUGUCCAAAUGCUGUAUGCAAAAAGUGUGUUUCUACUUCAGAAUUUACUCUAGUUAGAGGUGUUCAAGGACUGUGCUGUGACUGCUUAGAGAUAGUAAAGAUUAUAGAACUAAAGUUGGACCAUGAUUCUGAGGGGAACAAAAUAACCUUGGAUGACAGAGAAACAUAUGAAUGUCUAUUCAAGGAAUACUGGGGCAUUGUUAAGGAAAGAGAAGGGCUCACUGACGACGAUGUCUCAGCUGCACUGCCCAACUAUCGAAAGGGUAAAGAUCUCGAGCUUCAUAAAAUUCACUGUGAAGGUGAAGAAGAGAAACAAAAUGAUACCAACAAUAUUGAAGAAUAUACAGGUGUGCAUAAGCUGAAGAAACAGAAUCGGUAUAGUUCAAUGGAAUUUGUCGGAUGGGCAUCAAGACCUCUAUCUAGCUUCCUUGCAUCCAUAGGGAGAUACAAAACCGAACCAAUGAUGCAAUGGGGAAUAAGAUCUCUCAUAUAUGAAUACAUUAAGGAGAAAAAUCUUUACCAUCCCAAAGACAAGAGGAAAUUCCUCCCUGAUGACAAGUUGUUUCCUAUAUUUAAAAAGAAAGCUGUGUUGAAGUCUCAGAUAUAUUCUCUACUCGAGUUUCACAUUGCGAAAAAUUCAGAUGAUUCAUCUAGAAAGGAAAAUCACGAUGAAAAAAAAAAUUGUUCGGCAGACAAGGAUAUCGAUGAUCAGACAUGUCUGGAAAGCCGGUUGUCCAACUUGGAUGUUUUGCAUCCAUUAAAACCUGGAUGUUUUGCAUCCAUUAAUGCCAAUAAUAUCAAGCUUAUCUACCUAAAACAAAGCUUGGUGAUCGAGUUAUCGAAACAACCUGAAAGCUUUGCGAGUAGGGUGGUUGGAACUUUUGUUAGAGCCAGAGUAGAUUCCAAUGAUCAUAAGCUAAGGAAUUCAUACCAUCUUGUGAGAGUCAUAGGUGUUCAACAUGAUCAAAUGUCUAAUGGAAUACUCUUGCAAGUUUCCUUCAUGCCUAAAGCUAUUUCCAUCUCUGAGCUCUCCGAUGAAGAUUUCACAGAGCAAGAUUGUGAGGAUUUACGGAAAAAAGUGAAAACUGGAUUGCUCCCAAAAUUAACUGUUGAGGAUCUUCAAGAGAAGGCUACAAGUCUUCACGAGGAUAUAACGAAACAUUGGAUUGCGACACGCCUAGCUUACUUGCAGAUUCAAAUCGAGCGUGUAAAUAAAGAAUAUCCUUCUUGUAUCAUAUAGAAAUGAUAAAAUGAAUUCUUAGUAUCAUAUGACUUUAGCAUUGUACACAUUUCCCGCAACAAAUUAUGUCUUUGUCCGCGACCCAUACACGUGCAUAGUAAAACGUA